Chenopodium quinoa (quinoa) is the source of this 1703-nucleotide messenger RNA. RefSeq lists its product as uncharacterized. NCBI's taxonomy places the organism in Eukaryota, Viridiplantae, Streptophyta, Magnoliopsida, Caryophyllales, Amaranthaceae. The transcript is spliced from 2 exons. Bases 540 to 998 code for a protein of 152 amino acids. The record is from RefSeq and is a predicted model, not a curated record.
GUUUAAUAAAAUUAACUAAUUAGGCUGAAUUAAAUUGAAGAUAAGAAAUUAAAAAUAAAAAUUAGAAAUCAACUUACUAGUGAAUUAGCAAUUGCGUCGAAGCGAUUGCGAAGAGGCGAAGAGCAGUGACCACGGAGACGGAGCAGGAAAGCAUCAAGCAGGCAAGCAGCAGAGGCAGAGCAGGCGACUGGAGGGUGGCUGGGUGGAGGCAGUCUGGUGAAGAUGAAGCGAAGAGGAAGUCAAGAGGCGAAGAGGGAAGAGCAGCUGAGGAGGCAGUGGGCUAGGGCUUGAGGAAGUGGGAAGUUAGAUUUUUUUUUUAUUUUUUUUUUUAAAAAAAAAAAAACUUAAAAUUUUUUUUGGGCCCUGGUGAGUCAUUUGACCCACCAGGCACAAGGCCCAGUCCGCCACUGGUAAGGCGUGGAGGAAUUUGGUUGUUUUGGAAAAACACGGUUGAUCUUCCCUCUUACUCUUAUGAUCCUCAUCGUUUUCAUGCCUUGUUUCAUUUUAAAAAUGGAGCUCCUGAGGCCCUUAUCACCGGGAUGCAUGCUCCAAGCAAUCCCUCUGAUCGUCAUAAUUAUUGGAACGAAAUGGCUGAGGAUGUUCUUCCCUAUUCUACCCCAUGGUUGAUGCUCGGAAAUUUAAAUGAGGUUACUUCUCAAUCGGAGAAGUCUGGUGGUCGUAGCUUUCGUCCCUCUCAAUGCCAUGAUUUGAACAAUUUCAUGGAUAAAGCGAGUAUGAUCGACCUUGGCUUUAAUGGCAAUCCUUUUAUUUGGAAUAAUGCUAGGGAUAUCAUUGAUCACAUUUGUGAGAGACUUGAUCGAGCUCUUGGUAGUGCAAAGUGGUUGGAGUCCUUCCCCAACACUAAGGGGAAAGGAAAAAUGGAUGCUAAGGAUCGGUCAAUCUCUAACUGGAUUCCCCCAAGAGAAGGUUUCAUGAAAUUAAACACUGACGAGGCUUGGAAACAUUCAACUUGCUUCUGGUGGUGGGGUUAUUCGUAGGAGCAAUGGUCAUUGGUUCUUUGGAUUUUCUAGUAAGUAUAAUGCUGUCUCUUCUCUGGCAGCUGAGUUAUUUGCUAUGCGUGAAGGUCUCAACAUUGCUAUUGAAUUCAGAGUUAAGAAAAUUGAAUUGGAAACUGAUUCUGAGUACCUUGGAAAGCUUUUCAACUAUGUGGAUCAUGUUCCACAUAAUGAAUUAUAUGCUUUGAUCAAUGAUGUAGCAGAAAUCUUGAGGACUAAUGGUAACAUUGUUAUUCGCCAUGUUCCAAGAGAAAGAAAUACUUUGGCUCAUAGCCUUGCUGCCUAUGGCUUGGAGAUCAGAUGAACCUUGGCCACAAAGAUCAUUUCCUGGUUCCUCCAUUUGCAAAGCACAUCUAUGAUGGAGCCUCUUCUUCAUUAGGGUAGUUGUUUUUCCAGUUGGUUCUCGUCGGUGUGGAUGUCUCCUUUUGGUGUUGAUGAUGUUGAAGUUAGUGUUGUUCAUAAUCUACUAGAACUAGUUUGCUUUACUUUGUUUAUUUCUAAGUGUAUGUUUGUAUUAUAAUUAUCUCUCUAGUUCCUAUCCUUAUGAUAGUGAUACUAAUCGGAUUUGUACUAGGUGUCAGAAUCAAUACUCCUAUCCCAGCUUAAUGUUUUGGACUUGUGAAGUCUGGGCUAAUAGGAUAUUGGCUUUUGCUGUAAAAUACUUUAAGGCUUUUAUAAGAUCUUCGU